This is a messenger RNA of Cucurbitaria berberidis CBS 394.84, 1270 nucleotides long. RefSeq names its product Ctr copper transporter-like protein. Bases 432 to 1022 code for a protein of 196 amino acids. The record is from RefSeq and is a predicted model, not a curated record. Lineage: Eukaryota; Fungi; Ascomycota; Dothideomycetes; Pleosporales; Cucurbitariaceae. Gene Ontology annotation, biological process: intracellular copper ion homeostasis; copper ion transmembrane transport. Gene Ontology annotation, molecular function: copper ion transmembrane transporter activity. Gene Ontology annotation, cellular component: plasma membrane. The transcript has 2 exons.
GCGCGGCUUGUCAUGGCCACACAGAUGUCGCAUGUUGGUGUACGUCGCCCCUGGCUACAUACAAGGGGCAGUCUACGCCUCUAACUGCCGCUGGCCCUCGUUCUGACACUUCACGCCUCAGCCCAGGCUUGACAUCUCUUGACUGUCGCAAAAACCUACGCAUUCACGCUCACCUAUCGACAGCCUAACGUAUGCAUUGAUCCGAACAUACUGCCUCGGGUUUCAUUGCGAACAGCCAAGGUGUAACCCCACACCGACCCAUAGAAGCUUAAAGCAAUCGUGCUCCCCGUACCAUUCGAACGACAGUCUGGAACCCACUACCUGAUCCUUAAUAUUUGACCACUCCGCGCAGCAACCCACAGAGUCUCUGAGAGACUCAUCACCAAGCAAGAACCAAGAUCUUACGAACACGGUCGCUUUAAACCGCAAUAAUGGUCGCUCACGGGGGUCACGAGCCGUCGUCGUCAACGGAGUCGAUGGAGUCAAUGGCGGGCAUGGAAUCGACCUCACACGGCAUGAUGCAAAUGGCCUUCAUGACAGCGACUAACACACCUCUCUACUCGAAAUCAUGGACCCCACAAAAUGCUGGUCAAUACGCGGGAACAUGCAUCUUUCUCAUCCUGCUUGCCAUCUCUCUUCGCGCCAUCUUCACAGCCAAGUCUUUCCUUGAAGCCAAGGCAAUGGAAAGCGCCCUGAAACGGAGAUACGUUGUUGUUGCUGGUGAGAAGACGGUUUCCGACCAGGCUAUGAACGACGGCAACUCCAUGACUGGGAUCCUCACAACCAACGGAGUACAAGAGGACGUAAGGAUCGUGUCAGCGCCGGUCAAGCACACUCAGCCAUGGAGGUUUAGCGUCGACCUUCCGCGAGCACUGUUGAUGACCAUCGCAGCGGCCGUUGGCUACCUUCUCAUGUUGGCUGUGAUGACAUACAACGUCGGCUAUUUCUUGUCUGUUCUAGCGGGCGCAUUCAUUGGUGAAUUAGGAUUUGGCAGGUUCAAUCAAGGGGUUAUGAGCAUGUGAAUGAAUCACGGUGGUUACAUGACUGAAUGAGGCGACACGGCAGGUUCCGUGAGGUUCACCCAGCUUCGUCUUCCUUUCGAGUAAAGCAAAGGACAUGUCUUGUCGGUGAUAUAGCAGGGUUUGAGGCCAAUCGAUAGCCUGUGUGGGAUCUGAAAUAUCAAGAUAGCUCUCGAAUAGAGUCAUCUGUUGCCGCAGGGCUAAUUUACAAAUGUACAAGGCACACGAAAGACUUGCUUGCAGAACAUGGC